AUGAGACCGUGGCAAGACAUCGCCGCCGAGGAGCAGGCUCGAGUCCUUUCGGAAUUGCCCAAGGAAUGGCUCCUUACAAGUCCGCCGGCUGACAAUGUCGCGAAUGUCAUGCAGGUCCCGUAUACGUGCGGACUGCUGAGCGAUCAAGAGUUGGAAUGGACCGACAAGGACGCGACGGAACUGCUGGGCUUGCUGGCCAGCGGGGAAGUCAAGAGUUACGAUCUCACCUUGGCCUUUUGCAAGAGGGCAGCGAUUGCACAGCAGCUGUUGAACUGCAUGACGGAAAUGUGGUUCGAAGAGGCGCUCCAGCGGGCUCGGGAACUCGACAACAUUCUCGCAAAGACGGGCAAGACGGUCGGCCCAUUCCACGGCCUCCCCUUCUCCAUCAAAUGCACGUUUGCCAUCAAAGGCAAGAGAUCGUCGAGUUGUUACGUCGGCUGGGCGAAGAACGUGGCCGAUCAGGACGCGCCGAUAGUCAAGGUCAUUCGCGAUGCCGGUGCUGUUCUGUUCUGCAAGACGACCAACCCUCAGACAGUGAUGCAUCUCGAGACGGUUUCAAAUUUAUUCGGCCGAACAUUGAACCCGUACAAUCGCCAGCUCACUCCCGGUGGAUCGUCCGGCGGCGAGGCUGCGCUCGUCGCAAUUGGCGGGUCGCCAAUUGGUCUGGCCGCCGACGGAGGAGGUAGCAUUCGUUCACCAGCCGCCAACAACGGCCUGUUUGGGAUGAAGUGCACACCGGAGCGGAUCCCCAUCUUCAGGGGCACCCUCAGCCAGCGCGGGUGUAAGUCAUACCCGAUCGUGGCUGGACCAGUGACUCGAACUGUGCGCGACUCGGAGCUUUUCAUGAAAGCUGUGCUGGACGCUGAGACAUGGCGCAUCGAACCUUCACUCGUGCCCUUGCCCUGGCGGUCGAUCCCGAUGCCGGAAAAGAUCAAGAUCGGCGUGUAUACGGAUGAUCUCGUGUGCAAGCCGCACCCGCCGAUCACGUAUGCUUUGAAUCUGUUGAAGGAGAAAAUCAGGGCGCAUCCGGCGUUUGAACUGAUCGAGUGGACGCCGUACAAGCACGGGCAAGGCUACGACAUCAUCCGACAGCUGUUCUGGGAGGACGGCGGAGUCGAGACCAAGGCCAUCAUGGAAGAUGCUGGGGAGCCCAUUCUUCCGCUGACCCAAUGGGUGAUGAAGGCACCGCACAUCAAGGCGCGCACGCUCAAGGAGAGCUGGGAGCUCAACUACCAACGCGACGUGUUCCAGAAGGAGUACCUCCAGCACUGGCAGUCAGCCGCGGUGGUGCCGGAUUUCCUGGUCGGCCCAGUCGGUCCGUCGGCCGCGCCCCGGCACGAGACUGCGCGGUAUUGGGGCUAUACGGCCGUGUUCAACCUCCUCGACUACCCAGCCUGUUCGUUCCCCACGGGACUCUUUUGUUUCGCGGCGUCGCAUCCCGCCGAUCUCGAGUACCAGCCAAGGGACAACGAGUUCGACGCCUACAACUGGAACAACUACGACGCGAAGAUCUUCGAGGGCGCCCCCAUUAGUCUGCAGGUGGCGGGGCGGAAGUGGGAUUGUGAGAGGACGUUGAGAGCGGCGGGGUUGAUGACCGAGUUGUUUGGAGUGGACAGGACCCCGUCAGCGCGGAAAUAA
Capronia epimyces CBS 606.96 is the source of this 1638-nucleotide messenger RNA. RefSeq lists its product as uncharacterized. Bases 1 to 1638 code for a protein of 545 amino acids. The record is from RefSeq and is a predicted model, not a curated record. Lineage: Eukaryota; Fungi; Ascomycota; Eurotiomycetes; Chaetothyriales; Herpotrichiellaceae. The transcript has 3 exons.